CAGGCCAAUAAGAAGGCGGCGAGGGGGAUUCCCGCGCCAACUGCCGCGCCGCCUGGUUUUUAAAUGGUACCCAGGGGAACACCUUGCAGCGGCGGUGGGAGGAGUGGGGGACCUGGAGGGAGGUGGUGAAAUAGAAUGGUCUUGGGGGACGGGACUCCAGGGGUUUGACGAUUAGGCGUCAAGACUGACUUAGACCUGGAAAGAAAACCAGAGGCGGUCGAGGAGAGAGGCCAAACGCCAGGCAGGGCGAAGUCAGCCGGAGAUGGAGUGGAAACUGGAGCGCACCGCGCCUCGGAGGGUCCGCACCGAAGAGGAGAUGCUGUGGGAAAGUAUCAUGCGGGUGCUCUCCAAAGAACUGAAGCAGAAGAAAAGUCAAAGCUCCACCAAGGUAUUUGAUUCAGUUAAUGCUACGUAUUCUGACUUUAAGAGUCACUUUGCGAAGAGGUUGUCCGCGGAAGUUCCUGUUGCGAGUAGCCCCAUUACCACAAGGUGGAGGCAAAGUCAAACUAGGGCUUUGUCCUCUGAUUCCUUUGGGGAAGAGCAGUCAACCACCUACCUCCCAGAAGCUUCCGGAUCAGUGCUGAAGACAACGCCUGAGAAAGAAACCUGGACUCCAGGAUCCUGCAAAGAACCACCGAAAACCCCCAGCAAAGGAAUUUCUGAAACAAGUAACUCUGCUCUCCAUUUUUGCAAGGCACCUCAUACAAUGGAUAGAGACUGGAAAGAAAAUGUUGCCUCAAAAGGGCAGAAAUGCCUAAAACAACUCUUUGUAACCCAGAAGGUGGUUCAGCAGGCUAAUGGAAAAAUGCAGCUCUGUGAGCAAUCCCAAUGUGUUUGGAAAGGCUGCAAAGAUGGAGUCAGAGAUGAAUCCUUCCAUCUUAAAAGGUCCAGUGAUAUAAACGAUUCCAUACUCCAGCCAGAGGUGAAGAUUCAUCUUACUGGUCUUCGAAAUGACUACUAUCUGAAUAUCCUAGACUGGAGUUUUCAGAAUCUUGUUGCCAUAGCCCUGGGCUCUGCUGUAUACAUCUGGAAUGGGGAGAACUGCAAUGGGAUUGAAACCAUAGACUUAAGUCUCACUUGUAACUAUAUCUCUUCUGUGUCCUGGAUAAAAGAGGGAACUUGCCUGGCAGUUGGCACCAGCGAGGGAGAAGUGCAAUUAUGGGAUGUGGUAACUAAAAAGCGGCUGAGAAAUAUGCUUGGUCAUUUGUCAGUAGUUGGGGCUCUGAGCUGGAAUCACUUUAUCCUCAGCAGUGGGUCAAGAUUGGGGCGUGUUUAUCAUCAUGAUGUUCGGGUAGCCCAGCAUCAUGUUGGAACACUUCGCCACAAGCAAGCUGUGUGUGCUCUGAAGUGGUCACCGGAUGGCAGGCUGCUUUCCAGCGGCUGCAGUGAUGGACUGCUGACAAUAUGGCCCCACGACCCAGGUGCCAGUGCACAGGGCCAACCGCUGAAAGUCAUACCCCGGUCUACAGCAGUCAAGGCUAUGGAUUGGUGUCCCUGGCAGUCUGGGGUCCUUGCCAUUGGAGGAGGAAUGAAGGAUGGAUGCUUACACAUCUUGGAUAUAGAUGCUGGGAAGAGCAUACAGACCCCAAGCACAAACUCACAGAUUUGUUCCUUAAUCUGGCUACCUAAGACAAAGGAGAUUGCAACUGGCCUCGGUACUCCCAAGAAUGAUGUGACUGUGUGGACUUGUCCCACUGUGUCCAGGUCUGGUGGGUUUUUUGGCCACAGGGGCAGAGUGCUGCACCUGGCUUUGAGUCCAGACCAGACCCGGGUGUUUUCUGCUGCAGCUGAUGGGACGGCCUCUGUAUGGAAUUGCUACUAGCACCCAGCCCCUCUAGGUUUCAGUUUCCUUAUUUCUAAGUGAAGAUGAUGAUGUUGGCUAUGUCUUCUCCAUGGAGUUUUUAUGAGUAUCAAACAAGUUGAAAUACUCUUCUUGAUGUGAAUGCCUGUUUUCCUGUUCUUUCUCAGAUUGCUUUAUUUGCUCUGCCUCCCAGAGAUCGACUUCUUUCCUUCUCUGCUUUCCUCUUUCUGCCCCUCUUCCUCCCCCUUUUCUUCUUCCUCCCCUUCUUACCCCUUUCUAGAGAUUCAUUUUCACUACUUUAUUCAGAAUAACAUCUACAGCAAAGAUUUCUACUUCUUUCCCAUCUGACUUUUCUCCCUAGCUCCAAACCUCAUAUUUCUGUUUGCCUCGGGAUAGUUCCCUUUCGAGAUUCUUUCCUGUCUUUAGCUCAAUCUCAACACAUUGAAAACACGACCCAUUCACUUGAAAAACAUUUAUUAAAAUCUCACUAUAUGCUAGGCAGUAUGUUAAGCAUGCAUAUUACUUUCUCUAAAAAUCAGUUCUGUAGGAAUCUCUUCUCCUCCUGAUGGUCUUAUCCUUAUCCUGGUCCCCUACUCAGGGAACCUCCUGGUUCUUCUCUGUGCUUCCUUGGUUCACCCUUUGCUCUCUUUUCUUUUGUUUCACUUAGUCACAUCCUGCGUGCCUGACAGCUAGUCUGCUGUAGUUGCCUUAUAACUGUUUCUCUUGACUCCACACCACUGCUAGGUUAAGCAUCUAAAAGUCCCGUGCUGAUCCUCUCAGUCUCCUGCUCGUAAACUCUCGAGGACACCCUAUUACCAAGCACCUUUGACCUCGGCCUCUGGAGUCCUGAGCCCAGGACUUGAAGUUAGAUCUGUUCUUGCCUUGGCUCUGCCAUAAAUACACCCUGUAACCUUGGAUGUGUUGCAACAUCUGCAAGGAUAGGAAUUUGGAUUUGAUCACUGCUAAGGUUCCUUCAAACUUGAUCAGUUCACUGUUCUGUCUUUUGAAUGUUGAUUCCCAUUCAUCUCCUAUAUUAAGACUUUGGUUAAGUCUUGUGAUUUCCUGCCUUGUUGGAGCUUUUCUUCUAAUCUGAAUUCUUGCUUCUCUCUCCUUUUCCUUUACACACCCACACAAGUCCUAACCUCUCCAGGAAGUGUUUUGAAAUGAUGUUACCUGGGUUUGAGUUCUUGGCAUUAGCCUGUAUCAUCUACCUGGUAUUACUAUACUAUUACAGCUGUUUAAAAAAAUCUUA
Macaca mulatta (Rhesus monkey) is the source of this 3053-nucleotide messenger RNA. It is a transcript of the gene CDC20B, whose product is annotated as cell division cycle 20B. Gene Ontology annotation, biological process: anaphase-promoting complex-dependent catabolic process; positive regulation of ubiquitin protein ligase activity; positive regulation of anaphase-promoting complex-dependent catabolic process. Gene Ontology annotation, molecular function: protein binding; ubiquitin ligase activator activity; anaphase-promoting complex binding. Gene Ontology annotation, cellular component: anaphase-promoting complex. The record is from RefSeq and is a predicted model, not a curated record. Lineage: Eukaryota; Metazoa; Chordata; Mammalia; Primates; Cercopithecidae.